Gallus gallus (chicken) is the source of this 2311-nucleotide messenger RNA. It is a transcript of the gene MDH1B, whose product is annotated as malate dehydrogenase 1B. The transcript has 10 exons. Gene Ontology annotation, molecular function: L-malate dehydrogenase (NAD+) activity. Gene Ontology annotation, biological process: malate metabolic process; tricarboxylic acid cycle; oxaloacetate metabolic process. NCBI's taxonomy places the organism in Eukaryota, Metazoa, Chordata, Aves, Galliformes, Phasianidae. Bases 272 to 1543 code for a protein of 423 amino acids. The record is from RefSeq and is a predicted model, not a curated record.
CCUUUCCCAUACAUUUCAUCAAGUUUUGCAGUAUAAAGAUAUCUCUGAUGCUUGGGAGUCGCUGCUCUACUAGUAAUCUGGGGAAGAAAGAAACGGAAGGCCUUGAGACAGUUUCCUUAUUUCAGCAAAAACAGGUAGGGCGGGCUGCCCGGAGUAUGCCAGAGCCGAGCUCCUGGCCGACUACCUCCAGGCUAACCUGCCGGCCUUCAGGGUGCACAAGGUGGUUCAGCACCCCGACAGGUGGGAGCAGUGGCUUCAUGAUGUUUGUGAAAUGAAUGGAUGGGAGCACGAAUGGUCUCCAAUAAUUUGGAGAGAACUGUUGGACCGUGGAGGCAAGGGUCUUCUUCUGGGAGGACUUAAUGAAUUUCUGGAAUAUGCUCAGCACUAUUACGGUAUUACCUCAAUGAUGUUGACUGAGGAAAUGUUAGACAUUGCUGAGGAGAACUUACAAGCACAUGUGGAAUCUGAAAAAGAGCAGGAAGAGAUCAGAAGUCUUAUCAACCCUUUGCAGAUCUGGAUCACCAGUGCAUCAGCUCCAACCUGCUAUCAGCUUAUCCCUCUGCUGGCAAGCGGUGAUGUGUUUGGAAUGACCACAGAAAUCAGUAUCCAUUUGCUUGAUGCUGUCCAGUUUAAGGAAUGUCUUUCUGGUAUUGUAAUGGAAGCUGAAGACAUGGCAUUCCCACUCCUCCGUAGUAUUUCAGCGCACACUGAGGUAGAUAAGGCUUUUCUUCAAGCUGAUGUUAUCAUUGUUCUUGAUGAUAUCCUUUUAAAAAGAGGCACGCUGACCCUUGAGAACUGCAUUAGAACAGUGAGUGAGAUCUGUCAAGUGUAUGCUCCCCUGAUUGAGAAGAAUGCCAAGAGUGGAGUCAGAAUAAUUUCAACGGGAAAAACUUUUGUAAACCUUAAGGCAAUGAUGAUUAUCACAUACGGCCCAUCCAUUAAGCCUGAAAAUGUCAUUGCUGUUGCAACAUCCUGGGAAAGUGCAGCUAAAGCCAUGCUGGCCAGGAAGCUGAAUAUGAACACGGCAGGGGUUAAAGAUGUGAUUGUUUGGGGCAACGUUACUGGCUGUACCUACAUUGACUUGUCACAUGCAAAGCUUUACAGAUGUGACAGUGCUAUUUGGGGCCCAGCUAAUUUUUCACGUCCUUUGUUGAAUUUGAUUUACGAUAGCAAAUGGAUCAAUUCAGAAUUCAUUUCUGCACAGAGUUCGUUAAGGUCCCGUGUCUGCCAUUGUGCAGGAAUGUUACCUGCUCAUGCAGUAGCCACUGCACUAAGAUACUGGUUUCAUGGUUCUCCUCCUGGAGAGAUUGUUUCUAUGGGAGUACUUAGUGAAGGUCAAUUUUGUAUUCCUGAAGGGAUUAUCUUCUCUAUGCCUGUGAGGUUCCAGAAUGGUAGCUGGGAAGUUGUAACAGAAUUAGAAAUUAAUGAAAAAACACAGGAAGUUCUGGAAUGCUUAUCCUACGAUCUGAUACAGGAAAAGCGCGUUGCACUGAAGGAAAUAGAAGAAAUGCAUCCUUACAAAGCUGAUAAAAUCGCUGCUUAAAAGGAUGUGUGUCAAGAGAUGGAAACUUUUUCUACUGGCUCAGUUUAGCAGGAGUUGUCUUCAGGAGAAAAUGGUGAAAAUUCCCAUGCUAAAACAAUGUUUCUAUUAUUCAAAAGAGUAAACUACAAAGAAAUGCUAAGUGUUGUCAUAGCUUUUUAUUGUACUGUCUUCAUCCAAAUGUUGGAAAUCAGUAGGUGGAAAAUAUCUCCAGAGCAGUAUUAAUAUAAGUCUUAAUCUGGAAACCAAAGCAGAACAUUCACUCACUUUAAUGAAUCUAGAAUUUAAUGUAUGCCCAACUUCUUCAUAUGAACUAACUGUUUAGAAAAAACCCUUUAAUGUCUGAAGUGUUCAUAUUAGGAUGACUUUCAGCAACAUUGUCACAGAGUAGUGGUUUUGUAACUCUAAAUUCCCGCCUCUUAUGGUGGUUGGAGGCUAUGAUAAACAGUUCUAACGUGAGAAUGUUUAUUCUUAGGCAAGAUUGAUUUUUUACGCAACAGUUUAACUGCAUGCACCUUCUUGGUGACAAGAUCAUUUUUAUCUCUAUCAUUUUAUUUCAUUAGUUUCAUAGGGACUGCUCAUACAUUUCAAGACUGACAUACGAUUAAUUAGGUCCUUGUCUAGACUAGGUUGUUGAGGAACCGCUUUCGUUUUCAUGUCUUCAGUAUCUUAAAAGAUGGGAACUAUGAUAAACGAACUAUGAUUGUACUUGCUAAUUUUUUUAUCAGUUGUGAAUGUUGAAAGCAAAAUAAAAAGUUUCCUAUUCUUUGA